GGCCGAUGGCUGAUGAUGUUAUCGAACUAAACGUCGGUGGAACACAUUAUAGCACUACACGUCAAACUCUAAUAAAAGAGCCGAAUACUCUACUAUGCAAACUAGCAAAAAGUUCAUCACCGUCACUCCCAAAGGGAGUUAUUAGGCUUGACGACAACAAAUACUUUAUCGAUCGUGAUGGAACACUAUUCUCGCAUAUUCUAAAUUAUCUACGAACUGAGAAACUGCUGUUGCCAGAGGGAUUCAAAGAGAUUUGUCGUUUACGAGAUGAAGCCGACUACUAUGAUAUCGAAAAACUGCGAGAAGCCCUCAUGCCCCAAUUACAGCAAUUACAACUGAAUUACUUGAAACCUAAACUCUCAAAUGGCGGAUUAUGCACGACUGGCGAUAGUGGAGGUUACAUCACGCUUGGUUAUCGAGGCACAUUUGCAUUUGGUCGAGAUGGGCAAGCAGACGUGAAAUUCCGGAAAUUGCAUCGAAUCCUCGUCUGUGGUCGAGCAACAUUGUGUCGUGAAGUGUUCGGUGAUACAUUGAAUGAAAGUCGAGAUCCUGGUGGACCAGACGAUGUUGAACGUUAUACGUCACGACUUUAUCUCAAACAUCAAUGUCUUGAACGGGCGUGUGAUCUCCUUGCCGAGAAAGGGUUCAAGCUGGUUGCUACAUGUUGUAGUGGAGCCAACGGUCUAGCAGCAAAUCAACCUAGUGGGGGCGGCAACCCGCAGGACCUUAUGAAUCACCGAAAUUGUGGUGAUUACGAAGAACAACGAUGGGCGCACUACACUGAGUACGUGUUCUAUAGAGAAAAUCAAGGCGGCGUAAUGACACCGUCACCAAGAGAUCUCUAAUAAUGUGAUGUGAAACCGUGUAAAACAAGUGAGCAUUUAGUUGUUUGCUAUAUUUUUGAUUGGAUCUUGUCCUUGUACAAUAAGGCAUUAUUACCAUAAAAUCUCGAUCUUCCAUUUUUGCUAUGCUAAUAAAGUAUUGAA
Molecule: messenger RNA, 986 nt
Organism: Cylicocyclus nassatus
Lineage: Eukaryota; Metazoa; Nematoda; Chromadorea; Rhabditida; Strongylidae
Source: the annotation of a GenBank genome assembly